AUGGCUCUCGUUUUCAGAUUUCCAACCUAUCAUCCGUGCAAGUGAGUUCCAAACUGUUUUAAUACAAAUCUCAAUGUAGAGUCUUAGUAAAUUUAUUUAUCUAUGCUUGAGUAAUGUACCUAUCUUCUAACACUAAUGAAUCAUUUAAUAUGAAGGGACGUGCUAAUAUACUUAAUUAUUAUUUUCUGUGAGAAUAUUCAUGAAGUUUCGUUGAAAAAGCCAUGGGUACGAAUGGAUAAGAAUAGAACAGAAUAGAACAUUUCUACCUGUUUAGACACUUAAAAGAUGUGUGAGUGUUUUUUUUCCUGACUAUCAUAUUAAAAAAUUUGCUUUUUUUUUCUGUGUUGCAGUUAUUACAACCGAGUGCCUGCAGGGUUCGACUUUUUCCACCAUCUGUGGAGGGAGAUCGCAUCGGCACAUGAACAAGAAGUCGGCAACCCUUACUGCCGUGAAAGACAGCAACAGUCUCACAAGGGAGCAGUCAAAAUCGCUUCUGUCCCGUUGAACCAGUUCAAACCUGAAGACAUCACAAUUGAAGUUGAUAGCGACAAGGUGACCUUACAUGGGCAGCAUCGCUCAGAGAGAGAAGAUGGAUUUGACACAAGCGAGUUCAAGAGAGUCUUUAAACUACCACAAGAUAUCGAUCCGACCACCGUAACGUCACGCACUACUCAAGAUGGCGGCGCCCUCGUCGUUGAGGGCUCCAAACUGGUGGAAGAGAAGGAGGACGACGGAAAAUUUGAAAUCAAGUUGGAUGUCAGUGGCUUUAAGCCAGAGUAGAUCAAGGUACAGAUCCGUGGAAAUGAGUUAAGCGUUAGUGGGAAACACAAAUCGGAAGAUGGCGAGGUUUACCGGUCACGUCGUUAUAGUCGCCACAUUGUGCUGCCUGAUGAUGUGGUUCUUGGUUCGGUGUCGCCGCGAUUGUCAAAGGAAGGCCUCCUGACGAUUGAAGCAUCACGUGACCCCGCUUUAUUGACAAGCGAGAGAGCCGUAGACGUUACCAUGGAGACAGAUGAACCAGAGGAUGAACCAAAGCCCUCCACUAGCGCUGAAACAGCAGAAACUGAGGAGUAA
This is a messenger RNA of Pocillopora meandrina, 1074 nucleotides long. Lineage: Eukaryota; Metazoa; Cnidaria; Anthozoa; Scleractinia; Pocilloporidae. The record is from the annotation of a GenBank genome assembly.